Molecule: messenger RNA, 1497 nt
Organism: Aureococcus anophagefferens
Lineage: Eukaryota; Pelagophyceae; Pelagomonadales; Pelagomonadaceae
Exons: 8
Coding region: 1-1497 (498 amino acids)
Biological process (GO): regulation of transcription by RNA polymerase II
Cellular component (GO): histone deacetylase complex
Molecular function (GO): transcription corepressor activity; protein binding
Source: RefSeq, a predicted model, not a curated record
AUGGCUGUGUCUGCUGAAGAGGUCAACUUCCUUGUAUACCGGUACCUCCAGGAAUCUGGACAUUUACAUUCCGCAUUCACAUUUGCGUACGAAUCUCUUGUUACCAAAUCCACCAUCGCAACGAUGCACGCUAGCCAUGUCCCGCCGGGUGCACUCAUUUCAUUCAUUCAAAAGGGUCUCAUGUACCUCGAGUUGGGCCUGCAACGCUCGAGUCUCAUAUCCUAUCCGAACCGGCCCAAAGAUGGCACCCCUGCGUGUCAGCCGCGUAAUCAGUUGACACAAGUGUCCAUCCCCUUGUUUAGCAUGUAUCGCGUAUUAGGUUCAGAACUCAAAGGAGAAACACUCAUCCCAAAUGAGAGCCAAGUGCUUGAGAGUAGUGAGUUGUCUAUAGACGAACCUCAGACCAAUACAUCAGUACUUCCCUCGCGCAUGAUAUCAUCAAACGAUGUCGUGAUUCUUGCCGGUCAUGAAGCUGAGGUAUUCUGUUGCUCAUGGCAUCCACAUGAUGAACUCCUUGCAUCUGGUUCGGGCGAUUCAACUGUCCGCCUAUGGGAUUUCCCAGGGGGGAAAACGGCUGCUUGUCUUAAUGCACUGCCCCCUCAAGCAAAGGUGACAACAUUAGAAUGGUCUACUGACGGGAAUUUACUUGCAACGGGCUGCAUGGAUGGCAUCGCACGCUUAUGGUCACGUGAUGGGAUCCUGCAGCAUUCUCUCGCCGCUCAUUCUGAGUCCAUAUUUUCGCUAAGGUUUGAUGCUGUGGGUAAGCGGCUUCUCACCGGGUCAUAUGACAAGUGCGUAUCGGUAUGGGAUGUUGCCACUGGCAAGCUUCAGCACAAGUUCGAGGCUCACUCAGCUCAAGUCUUGGAUGUAGACUGGAAACAUGGAGGAUACCACGGCCGUGACGUCUUUGCGUCAUGCUCCACGGAUCGCACAAUUGCUGUAUGUGCCCUUGCAGAUGACAAUGCUGUAGCCGGUUCUCCUGCGACGACGACAACUCCCUUGCAAGUCCUUGUUGGCCACGCCGAUGAGGUCAAUGCGAUACGAUGGGAUCCCUCAGGAUCAUUACUUGCUUCAUGCUCUGAUGACCACAAUGUGCUCAUUUGGCAGCUUGGCCACAAUCAUACCGAGGAGAUUUAUACUAUACGAUGGUCACCGACAGGUCCUACAACUGCACUGCCAAACGCACCGUGUAGACUUGCUUCUGCUUCGUUUGAUGCCACGGUGCGUCUCUGGGAUACCGAAAUCGGAGUUUGCUCGCAUACAUUGCGAAAUCAUACUAAGAAGGUUUAUACCAUUGCGUUCUCGCCAAACGGUGAUCUCCUUGCAUCUGGAUCACUUGGAGGUCAACUGAACAUCUGGUCAGUCAAAACUGGUAUUCUGGUUCGCACUUUCAACCAAGGAUCGGCUGAUAUAUUUGAAGUUGCGUGGAACGCAAACGGGACUCGACUUGCCGCCACGUCGACGAACGCAGUGACCAUAAUCGACGUCAGAAACUAG